Molecule: messenger RNA, 1015 nt
Organism: Triticum dicoccoides
Lineage: Eukaryota; Viridiplantae; Streptophyta; Magnoliopsida; Poales; Poaceae
Exons: 5
Coding region: 342-998 (218 amino acids)
Source: RefSeq, a predicted model, not a curated record
GUUGAUGCGUUCUUGUUUAUGCAGUGACUGAAAACCCAGUGGCAGAAAAAGUGGAAGAAAUGAAUCACAAAGACGGCACUGAUUCUUGGUUUUCUCAAAGGCCGGAAACGCCCCCUUGGGAUGCAGCAGAGUAGAAUCAACUAAUUUCUGCAGGGCCGAUGCUGCCACUACUAGAGCAGUACGCGGGCAUCGGUUCUUAUGACUCAACCACACUUAGGGGGAUACCAUAGCAAGUUCAGUCACAGGGCGCUAACGCUGACAAAUGUACGGGCGACCAACUUCAAGUAGCUAAUGUGGCAAAUCAAGGACCUUCAUGCAGCACGUGGCAUCAGGCGGCAACCAUGUACCUGCCAUCAACGUCGUACACAGGUUGUUAUGGUGCAACCACAUCGGCAAACGUCUCAUGGAAAGCUUCACAGUUGCAGGACAACGUUAUUGCAGAUAGAGCACAUCAAAAUGGAAUGACAAACCAGAUACGAUCAGCACAUGUGACACAACAAGGACCUUCAACUACAAUCAACAGCGGCGUGGGGACAUCUACUGCGGGAAGCUCUGAGCGCAUGGAAGAAGCAUUCAACCAGCCAGCCAACAAUCAUGCCACAAACAAUGCGGAGUCAGUGUCGGAAAUGGCAAUCGUUCUAGCAAUGUCGACAAGCACACCUUUGCACACCAGCACAGGCAACACUCAAGCAGAUGAAACAGCAGCCGAUACUGAAGUGAAUGAUGAAACUGAUGACGAAGCACAAGGGGAUGAGGAUGGUGGGCAAUCAGAAAUCAUGGUACCUCAGCCACCGUAUGUUGGGCAGAGAUUUGAUUUGUUCGAAGAUGCCAAGGAAUUCUACCAGAGAUAUGCAAUGUUCCAUGGGUUUGCGGUCAACACCGAAUACCAUAGGAAAAUUAAAAAAACUAACGAGUACAGCAGAUGUGAGAUGAGGUGCUACAAGGCCCGAAGGAACAAGAAGGGUAAAAUGUGUUGCGCCUGUCGUUCCGGAACGUAAGAGAGGUAUCACUGUCA